AUGUCGUCAAACCACGCCUCUCUGGAUGCAGCUUCUAGCGACCGCAAAGCCCGCCUCGCCAAGCUCGCGGCCCUUAAGCGCAAACAACCCGAGCCCGAUACUCAAGAACCUGGCACCGCCAAUGACGAAUCAAAUGAGUCUAUCUCCGAUGUUACAACUCGGUUCCUCUCCGGUCGUAACUAUGACCCCGAAGCCCGUGGACCUAAAUUGGGCUUCGAGCAAGGCCCACAAGAAGGACAAGUGACUGUGGAAACGCAGGCAGCUCAGAUAGCCGAAGCUAUCAAGCAACAAUCCCAGAAAGAGGAAGAUGCCGAACAACCUGUUGAUUUGUUCAAACUGCAACCAAAGAAACCCAACUGGGAUUUACGACGGGAUUUGGAUGAGAAACUCAAGACUCUCAAUGUUCGAACGGAAAACGCAAUUGCUCGCCUCGUACGACAGCGGAUAGAGAAUGCACAGCGUAUUGCAAAGGAGCGAGGGGCUGUUACAAAUGGCGACGACCAAGGGGAGGAAGUGGGGAUUGAGGGCCAGAUGCUAGUGGAGGGGAUCCACGUCCGUGAACAGGAAGAGGAAGAGGAAGAUGAGGACUGA
Molecule: messenger RNA, 591 nt
Organism: Penicillium verhagenii
Lineage: Eukaryota; Fungi; Ascomycota; Eurotiomycetes; Eurotiales; Aspergillaceae
Product: CCDC12/cwf18 family protein
Exons: 1
Coding region: 1-591 (196 amino acids)
Cellular component (GO): post-mRNA release spliceosomal complex; U2-type spliceosomal complex
Source: RefSeq, a predicted model, not a curated record